GGAGCUCAGGGGCGUAAAUAACUCCAGAAGAUGGCGGUAAUGCAGCAAUAAGGAUAAUAACCACGGGCUGAAGAAGAAGAGGACACGCCGCCGCUGCUGCCUGCAUCAUCCGCCGAGCGAGCGAGCCAGGCAGGCAGCGACCGACCAGCAGGAGGAGGAGAAGCCCCGGAGGAAGGAAGCAAAACAAAAAUGGCGUUCACAUUCGCGGCCUUUUGUUACAUGCUCGCUCUGCUGCUCACGGCGGCGCUUAUCUUCUUCGCGAUCUGGCAUAUAAUAGCAUUUGAUGAGCUGAAGACUGAUUACAAGAAUCCUAUAGAUCAGUGUAACACUUUAAAUCCGCUCGUCCUCCCAGAGUAUCUCAUCCACUUCUUCUUCUGCGUGAUGUUCUGCUGCGCGGCCGAGUGGCUCACCCUCUGUCUUAACCUGCCGCUGCUGGCUUAUCACGUCUGGAGGUAUAUGAGCAGACCUGUGAUGAGCUGUCCAGGACUCUACGACCCGACGACCAUCAUGAACGCCGACAUCCUGGCGUUCUGUCAAAAAGAAGGCUGGUGCAAACUGGCUUUCUACCUCCUGUCCUUCUUCUACUAUCUCUACGGGAUGAUUUAUGUUCUGGUGAGCUCUUAAACCGGACGAUGAAGAAAGAAGAGAGGAGGGAGAAAAGAAAAAAGGACCUGCAUGUACAGUAGACGACCAGACACUAUGAUCUUUAGUGCUGGAACACUGGACCUGCCGGAGAGACAGACCACCGUUCAGCAAAACACCAAGACGCCAUUUCAAGCGGACGAACUCUCGACUACACACACACACACACACACACACACACAUACACAGCGCAGAGUGUAAUAAAAACAAAACAUUUAGCCUGUUUUAGGAGAAAAUCUGGGUCGCAGCGUUCGUCUCAUAGCAGCACUAUAGUUUAAAUUUUAUGGAAAAUAAGGACACACAUGAACGGACAAGUUUUUUUUUUUUAAGGUGUGGUGAUUUUUGAUGCUUGGGAUUUAAAUAAAGUGUUUUUUUUUUUUGUUUUCCCAACUUUUGAGUGUUUACACAGUAGGUAGACAUUUCCAGGUGUGAAUCUGAAGCUUUGUUUUUUUUUUUCUGUGAAUUAGAUUCUGGGCUUAAACAGCUGAUUUCUACCUGCCAUGUGAUUCAUUAUCAACACUAAAACUUAGAAGUGCAAACUAGACUGCGGUCUUUAUGGAAAUGAACAUUCUGGGACGUUGGAGGUGCUGAAGUGCACGGGUCAUCAUCACUUAGUGAAAUGUGGAGACAGUCGGCCUCGAUUGUCGCGUCGGUUUUCAAACUAUCUCGUGUCGUUUCCAUCCUUCGAACCUAUUUAUCCUCACGUUUUAAAUCACCGUGUAAUCCCUGUGGAAGUCAAUGGCGAUAUUUGUUUUGUGUGAAUCCAGACUAGACGAAACGUGUACAUGCCCCUGUGUUUCUGUAGAAAUGCCCCCCGCAGCUAUCCAUAGAUUAAAAAAAAAAAAAAGGUAGACUCAACAG
Larimichthys crocea (large yellow croaker) is the source of this 1503-nucleotide messenger RNA. It is a transcript of the gene cnih1, whose product is annotated as cornichon family member 1. The record is from RefSeq and is a predicted model, not a curated record. Gene Ontology annotation, biological process: vesicle-mediated transport. NCBI's taxonomy places the organism in Eukaryota, Metazoa, Chordata, Actinopteri, Sciaenidae. The transcript has 5 exons. Bases 190 to 624 code for a protein of 144 amino acids.